Messenger RNA from Haliotis rufescens (red abalone), 2612 nucleotides. Its product is annotated as regulator of microtubule dynamics protein 1-like. The transcript has 9 exons. Lineage: Eukaryota; Metazoa; Mollusca; Gastropoda; Lepetellida; Haliotidae. The record is from RefSeq and is a predicted model, not a curated record. Gene Ontology annotation, molecular function: microtubule binding. Gene Ontology annotation, cellular component: cytoplasm; mitotic spindle pole; spindle microtubule. Bases 82 to 1134 code for a protein of 350 amino acids.
UAUAGGUGGCGCUUCAAUUUUCCAAAACAAUCAGAGACAAUCGGCGAGUUCUUGCGGCAAUAUCCCUGCUAUUAUAAUGCAAUGUCAUUUUUCCGACAACACGCGGCGAUUAUUUCGGGUAUUGGAACCACUGUAAUAUUUGGUACAGGUGCCACAAUUUUGUAUUUUCGCCUGGCGCACGUCGCACGGGAGCUUGAGCGGCUGGGAGCCACUGUCGCAAGUCUCAAAGCUGACUUUGCAGAACUAAGAGAUCGACUUUCUACAAGCUCUGGUCGAAGAAGAAAGAAUCCUUCAUUUUAUUCACUUGCAACAAGCAGCGGAGAUGACGAUGAAGAAGUCUAUCUGGAUGCUUACGGAGGAAGUGACCUUGAGUCUUUGAAGGAAGUGGCUGCAGAGCUCCAUGACAACUUGAAUAGCACUGCAGGACAUGAUAUCUUUACUCGUGUUGACCGCUUGUUUGAUGGGGAAAACACAGACCAAGAGGAGGCAUACCGACUGCUUCUCAAGAGCAAAGCAAGGCACCCUACAGAUGUUGAGUUCCUCUGGAGGCUGUCAAAAGCAUGCUACCUAGUUUCAAGAAUUGAGGGGACCAGAGGAAAUGAUGAGAAGAAAAAAGAAUUGUUGUACAUGGCCCGAGACAAUGCUGGUGAUGCUCUAAAACUCAAUGACAGCUGUGGAAAUGCCCAUAAGUGGUUUGCAAUAACUCUUGGGAGUGUUGGUGAUUACGAAACAACGCAGAACAAAAUCAAGAAUGGGUUUUAUAUCAAGAAACACAUUGAAAAAGCGAUAGAGCUGACUCCUGGUGACCCCUCAAACCACCACAUGCUGGGCAGAUGGUGUUUCAGUGUAUACAUGCUCUCCUGGAUCGAGAGGAACCUUGCUGCCACACUCUUUGCCACGCCUCCAACUGCCUCCGUUGAUGAUGCUCUUAGGGAGUUUCUCGAGGCUGAGAAGUUAAACCCUGGCAGAUGGAAAGAAAACAUGCUGUUCAUUGCAAAGAGCUACAUUGAGAAGAGGCAGUACAGUGAGGCCACAGAAUGGCUGGAGAAGGCAGAGAAAAUUGAGAUCAAGAGUGCUGACGAUGAAGAACAACAGACUGAGAUCCAACAACUGCUGGUCAAGUACAGGAGAUAAUGCCAAUGACUGAUAGGAACUUGCAUAAUUGUGGCCUGAUGUAUGUAGUGGAUAUUAUUCGUCUUAACAUCUGAGACAUGUAUGUGACAUAACCUUUCUUUGAUUAAGAAAAUACUUACAUCUACAUUGUGUGAGAAGGGUCAGGGACCCCAAGGUCAGGAAAUAAGCAAUAUCAUGAGUUUUGUAAUUUGUAUGAUGGUAGAAUAUAUUGUAUACAUUUUUUACUUCUAUGAAUUUUAGUACAUAUUGUUGUAAUUGAAAACAUUGAGUAUUGAACAGUUUGAUCUAGAUGUACAUUACCCUUCCAAUGUUUGAGGUAAUGACUACCCCAAAUGACAAUGUAUGUGAGCUAUUUAUUACUUUAUCCUGUUCAGAGUGACGAAGAGACUGAAUUUAUGUAAACCUAGACGGACGGGACUCAACCCAAAAAAGGGAAUCUGUACUUUACUAAGAAAAUGUUAUCCCAAAUAUAACAUUUGUUACAUUUAACCACUUUCUAAAUGGCAAUUUGUGUUCAUAGUUUUAGCAAUGGGAGCCGUGCCAAUUUACACUUGCAGAGGGGUACACAAAGUAUGUGAUCUAGACUACCAGUUGUCAGACUUUCAUUUUGGGGUUAGAUCGCUGACUUUGUGUGCUGGCGAUUAGGUGCCUCACUCUGGCAGUGUGGGUUCGAAUCCCCUACGGGACUCAACCCAAAAGGGUAUGAGAAUCUGAAUCUGUACUUUACGAAGAAAGUGUUAUUCCAAAUAUAACAUUUGUUACAUAUAAACCUAGAGUUUAACAAAUGGGAAAGUAACUAUUGUCAUUGUGCCAAACAGAUACUGAACAAAUUGUACUAGAAUACAGUGUGUACUAAACCCAUGUUUCACACUCUACCUUCUUUAUACGAGAAUGCAAAAGCAGUACCGGGUACAUCAGAAGGGCAAACGAACAAAGAUUUGAUUGGUAUGAGUGUUUUCUAUUUCAUCUCACUGACUCAUGAAAGGUUUGGAUUAUCAUUUACAAUGCUCUAUCAGACAUGAACUGAGAAUAGUAUUCAUGUUUAAGCAAGUCUUACAUCAUACUGUCCUCUUGUCCACGUGUUUCAGAUGAAAUGUAUAGCUUCAUGAGAUUGUAGGAGACUUAUCUUAUAGGAGUAUUAGUCUACAGAAGGGUCGUGGUUCAGUUGCAGUAAACAAGGGUUGUGAAAUGAUAUGUUUUGUAUACCGGUUCUCCAAAAUGGUAUGUUUGAGCUUGCCAAAUGAUUCCUCUGGAUAAUCAGCUUAUUUAGGAAGAGCCAUUCACUGCAAGUUGAGAUAUUAAUCAUGUUAAUACAGGGUUUUACAUGAUUCAUUAGGCACAAAUGUAUCAAACAUCUCGAGGGACUCACAGUAAUAUUCGGGGUGGUCGGGUAGCCUAGUGGUUAAAGUGUUUGUCUCACCGAAGACCCGGCCUCGAUUCCCGACAUGGGUACAAUGUGUGAAGCCCAUUUCUGGUGU